Messenger RNA from Cyprinodon variegatus (sheepshead minnow), 3313 nucleotides. It is a transcript of the gene asap2b, whose product is annotated as arf-GAP with SH3 domain, ANK repeat and PH domain-containing protein 2-like. Bases 245 to 3214 code for a protein of 989 amino acids. The transcript has 26 exons. Gene Ontology annotation, molecular function: protein binding; GTPase activator activity. Gene Ontology annotation, cellular component: cytoplasm. Gene Ontology annotation, biological process: positive regulation of GTPase activity. The record is from RefSeq and is a predicted model, not a curated record. NCBI's taxonomy places the organism in Eukaryota, Metazoa, Chordata, Actinopteri, Cyprinodontiformes, Cyprinodontidae.
CCUCCGUGUCUCCGCCCUGCUCGGUGUUUCCUCAGGUGCGGCAGCAGCUGGACGCGCAGAGGAAUGUUUGCGCCUCAAACAUGGACUCCGCGUUUCUCCCCAGCGUGACGUUAGCAGAACCUGGUCGAUGUUCGAGGCUCCUGCUAUGAGGAUCGCUGUUUCCGGACAACUUUGAAGCCUUCCAGGUGUUGCAGGUGUAUUUUUUUUUUUUUUUUUACCCAGGGGUCUUUUGUGACGCCUCACCAUGCCGGCGGAUCAGAUCAGCGUCACGGAGUUUGUUAAUGAGACCAAUGAGGACUACAAAGCUCCGACCACCUCCAGCUUCUCCACCCGGAUGUCCCACUGCAGGAACACAGUGGGAGCACUGGAGGAGGCUCUCGACCUGGACCGAUCGGUUCUGUAUAAGAUCAAGAAGUCGGUGAAGGCCAUCAACACCUCUGGUCUUACUCACGUGGAGAACGAGGAGCAGUAUGUCCAGUCCAUGGAGAAGUUUGCUUCCAACUACAUGAAUGAUGUGGAAGGAGAGCUCGGUGCCGCCUUCCUCAAGUUCGCCGUGUUCACCAAAGAGCUGGCGGCGCUCCUUAAGAACCUGUUGCAGAACAUGAACAACAUCAUCACGUUUCCUCUGGACAGUCUGCUGAAAGGAGACCUGAAAGGAGUGAAAGGGGACCUGAAGAAGUCAUUCGAUAAAUCCUGGAAGGAUUACGAGACCAAACUAGCAAAGAUUGAGAAAGAGAAACGAGAACACGCCAAGCAGCACGGCAUGAUUCGGACGGAGUUCAGCGGAGGAGAAAUCGCAGAGGAUAUGGAGAAAGAAAGACGAACUUUCCAGCUUCAGAUGUGUGAGUACCUGAUAAAGGUGAACGAUAUCAAGCAGAAGAAAGGCGUCGACUUCCUCCAGAACCUCAUCAAGUACUUCCAUGCUCAGUGCAAUUUUUUUCAGGACGGGCUUAAAACUGUAGAGAAUCUGAAACCAGCUGUGGAGAAAAUGGCUACAGACCUGGCGGGGAUCAAACAGACGCAGGACGGAGAGAGGAAGCAGCUGAUUCAGCUCAGAGAUACCCUGAAAGCAUCGCUGCAGACGGACCAGAAAGAGGUUUCCUUUUGUCUCUUCAGGUUGAGGAAGGUGUGGCAGAAGAGAAAGUGUUCGGUUAAGAAUGGCUUCCUAACCAUCUGCCAUGGCACGCCCAACAAACCUCCAGCCAAACUCAACCUGCUCACCUGCCAGGUGAAGAGGAAUCCCGACGAGAAGAAGAGCUUCGACCUGUUUUCACAUGACAGAACCUACCACUUCCAGGCCGAGGAUGAGGCGGAGUGUCAGGUCUGGGUGUCGGUGCUGCAGAACAGCAAGGAGGAGGCUCUGAACAUGGCCUUCAAAGGCGAUCAGAACGAAGGGGAGAACAACAUCGUGCAGGAGCUGACCAAAGCUAUCGUCGCAGAGGUGAAGAGGAUAAGCGGCAACAACGGCUGCUGUGACUGCGGCGCCCCCAGUCCCACGUGGCUCUCCACCAACCUCGGGAUCCUGAUCUGCAUCGAGUGCUCUGGGAUCCACCGGGAGAUGGGGGUUCAUUACUCCAGGAUCCAGAGCCUGGAGUUGGAUGUUCUGGGGACGUCUGAGCUGCUGUUGGCGAAGAACGUAGGAAACGCCAACUUUAACGACAUCAUGGAGGCAGAUCUGGAGGCACAGGGUGUAACCAAGCCGGAUCCAAAGAGUGACAUGCAAAUGAGGAAGGACUACAUCACGGCCAAGUACACAGAGAAACGCUUCGCCCUGCGGCUGUGCGCCGACGCUCAGUCCAGGCUGCGGACUCUUUACGAGGCCGUCAGGAACAGAGACAUCAUGUCGCUGAUCCAGGUCUACGCUGAGGGGGUGGACCUGAUGGAGGCUUUCCCUCAACCCAACGAACACGAAGCCGGAGAGACGGUUCUCCAUCUGGCCGUCAGGAUGGUGGACAGAAACUCUCUCCACAUCGUCGACUUCCUCGCUCAGAACAGCGGGAAUCUGGACAGACAGACGGCCAAAGGCAGCACGGCGCUGCACUACUGCUGCCUGACGGACAACAGCGAGUGUCUGAAGCUGCUGCUGAGGGGCAAAGCCUCCGUCUCCAUCAGUAAGAUUCAAACGAAAACUAAUAUCAGAUCUGUCUUUGUCAGUAUGGUGAGUUUGUCUGCAUUGGUUUCAUUUAAUCUUGCAUUUUUUCUCUUAUUCCAGCUGACUGAGGCCCAGACGGGGAAGUUCAACGUCCACGUUCACGUAGAGUAUGAGUGGCGGCUUCAAAAUGAGGAGCUGGAUGAGAGCGAGGACGAGCUGGAGGACAAGCCCAUCCUGAAAACGCCCACAUCCCGACGUGACGAGCGUCCGGUGAGCUGCAUCGUCCCGGGCAGCGGGCCCAUGGCGUCUAACUUUUCGGCGCUGGCCCGCGACGCUGCCUUCAUAGCGAGGGACAAGCAGAGGGCUCCGAUCCCGAGCAUGAUUAGCAACGAGACGUACGGCACCAUGCUGGACACGGCGCUGCCGCCGCCGGGACCAUCCCCACCGGUGCCUCCCAGAGGUCCAAACCGAGGUAAACCCGCUCCAGUAGAAUCAGUUGGGAGGCAGCGGUCGUCCUCCGACCCCUCGAACCCCAAGAACCCUGACAUGAACACCUCUGUGUACGUCCUCCCAGCAGUCCCUCCUCCACCUCCUCUUUCUUCACAUAGGAGAUCCGGCAGGUUCGACACGAAGAACGUGUCGGCCAAAAACACGCCCCUGCCUCCUCUGCCGCCCCCACCUGCUGUACGUCCGCCGGUCCCACCGGUACCGUCACUCAACUCACCGCCCCACUACAAGCCUCAACCUCCAACCCCACCUCUGCCAAACCAGCAGAGCAGUAGACCCCCUCUAGGACCCCCAUCGCCCAAGUUAGCGAGGCAGCCUCCUCACCGGCCUUCAGUUAGAACUGCACCUGCGAACACGCCAGGUUUUAGGUCUCCUGAGGGUCCGGUUCCACCUAAACCCAAACCCAGAACCACCGUCUCUAAGCAGAAGCAGCAGAAGGUGAAGGCCAUCUAUGCCUGCUCGGCUGACAAUCCAGACGAGCUGACCUUCAAGGAGGGGGAGGUGAUCGUGGUGGAGGGGGAGGAGGACAGCGAGUGGUUGAUCGGUUACAUUGAAGGAGAACCGGACAGAAGGGGAGCAUUUCCAGUCACCUUUGUUCACUUUAUCACCGAGUGACUGAUCAGUACUAUGGAGAGCUCCCAUCCUCCACCAGCAGUCUGACUGGAUAAGGCCCGAACAGUAACUGGAUCGCUGAUCAAACCCAGAGGCUUACGG